UCUCGUUCAUGCCGAAAUGCCACGUCAGAAAAACAACCAUUCGAUUUCGAGGACUGUGAAUGGUAAUUAAUUCAUGUCAUUCUUGACAGAUUGUCGUUCGAUCGUAAAUUCUGGGAGUUUUUUGUAAAUUUGUUGUGAUAUGAAACAUAUCGCCAAAUUGUUGGCAUGAAUUCGUUCUUUCAAGAAGCAUGGAGAUCGAAGAAGACACAGUGUUUUUGGAUUCAGGUGAACGAGAAACAUAUAAGAAAGUGGCAGUAUCUAUUGAAGAGCAUAACCUGAACGUCAGACGGAGAAAUAUAUUUGAAACAGUGAACUUCGAUCAAACGGAAAAUAAAAACGCGAUUUCCGAAAGCAGCGUGCCUCUCGUUAAAAUGCCUGAUUCAACGAGGGCAUGGCGUGAUAAUGUUGUACCACGAAUACCUGAUAUCGCGGACUUUAGUUUGUCAGGUAAACAAAACGGAGUGUUAAAUUGCAAAGACGAUAGCGAUUUAUUAGAAGGUGAUUUUGGUGAUAUAGACCCCCUGACCAAUUCAGAACGAAUGAAGAUAAACGACAUACGAGAAAGCAUUGCUAAUCCAGACAUGACAUUAGGAGAACUUCGAUCACUUGGUUGCGAGGGCCUUGUUAAUGAUGAUGUAAGAAGGGUACUGUGGCCACAACUUCUAAGAUUAUCAGAAGAAAAUAGUUUACCGAUAAGUGGAUUAAAAACGAUACAGGAUCGUGUCCCGAACGAAGUCUAUCAACAAAUAUUAAAGGAUGUUGCCCGUAGCGGUAGUCACAUUUCCCAGAGUGCUACAGAAUCAGAGAUAGAAUCCUUUCAAGAACAAUUGACACAAUUGAUAUGUUGGGUACUUCAUAGGCAUUCUACAUUAAAUUAUUACCAGGGAUACAAUGACAUAGCUGCAACUGUUUUAAUUGUUAUGGGCUUAGAAAAGGCUUUGAAUGUGCUUGAGGCUAUUUCGUUAGAAUUCCUGGAAAGAUUUAUGGAAAAAACAAUGGAGAAAGUAAAUCAAGAAUUAUUUUAUAUAUUUGCACUGCUGGAAAGAGAACAUGCCUCCUUAUUGGAACAUCUGGAGAACGUAGAAUUAUUUCCGCACUUCGCAUUGGCUGAGUAUACAACAUGGUAUGCACACAAAUACGCGGAGAAUAGGAAAUUAUUACACAGAUUGUUCGAUUACUUUCUCGGCAGUCCUCCAUUGAUGCCUCUUUAUUUAAGUACCGUAAUCGUAGCGCAUCGAGCAACCGAAAUUUUUAAUACUACUCCUGAUAUGGGUCAUACGCAUCAAGUGUUGUGUAAUUUGCCAGACGAUUUACCUUAUGAAACGCUGUUAGUCAAAGCAAAGAAAUUAUAUCGUGAGUACCCCCCCGAAUCUAUAAUUAACGAUGUUAGAGAGUACGAUCGAAAGAGAAAGUGUAAGGAGCAAGAAUGGAAAGCAAAAGCGAUAGCAAGUCGUCAAGAGAGGGAGAAGCAACGUCAGCUUAGAAUUGUAAAAUCGACACUGCGAUUUCCGUUCCGUAUUAUAAGAAAUUACAAAGCUAUUACAGUAGCAACGAUUUUGGCUUUAGGAACGUAUGCUCUUUUGAAAUUUCCUUCUGGCCUCAACUGACAUUAAAUGAAUCUGCAUUAUUUAAGCAAAUAUUGUGUGCGCAUUUCUGAAACAGUAUUUCAUUGUAAUCAUGCAUUGUUAAUCUGGGAACGAUAGCAUAAAUUGAUCGACACACAAUACGUCAUGAUAAGAAAGCAAACUUGUUUUUUUAUGUGGAACAAUAAGUAUGCGAAGCAUUCCGAUGCUGUCUUUUGCGCUGUUUCCUCAGAACUGAGAAAUUUUUCGUGCACACAUUCGCUGUGUUAAAAAGAAGAUAAAACAUUUAUACAGACACAAAGAGUACAUAUACUUAUGGGAAAAGAAUAUUUCUGAAAUAAGUAUAUUUUGAGAUAUAAAAAGAGAUUUAGAAUAUAAUAAAUAUACUUGUGGCUUAGAUUAUAAAUAUGUUUUUGCAAUCUGUGAUGCAACUAUGAGUAUGCUCAUUUAUAUUUGCAAACAUAAACAAAUCUGCAGCAGCAGAACAGAUAAUAAUAAAUGACCAUAAUUUUUCAAUUUAA
Megalopta genalis is the source of this 2104-nucleotide messenger RNA. Its product is annotated as TBC1 domain family member 20. Gene Ontology annotation, biological process: endoplasmic reticulum to Golgi vesicle-mediated transport; positive regulation of GTPase activity. The record is from RefSeq and is a predicted model, not a curated record. Lineage: Eukaryota; Metazoa; Arthropoda; Insecta; Hymenoptera; Halictidae. Gene Ontology annotation, cellular component: endoplasmic reticulum membrane. Gene Ontology annotation, molecular function: GTPase activator activity.